CGACGCCUCGGGACCCCGCCGCCGCUCCCUUCCCUCCUCAGGCCUGCCUUCCCCGCCGCCGCCGCCUCUCCGACGCCGCCGCGCGCCCGCCCGCCCCGUUUCCUCCCGCGGCCAGCUCCGGGUCCCCGGCGGUCCCGGGCGCGUCCGUCCCGCAUCCCAGCGUAGCGGCCCGCAGCCGCAGCGUCCGCAACUUUCAGCUCCCUCGGGCCCUCCUUGGAUUGGGCUUUGUUUCCGCCGUCAUCCUCUUUCCUGUGGGGAGUGUGAGCCGCGGCUAACGGGGCUUGCCGGCCGCGCGCGGCGGCCGGGGCGGAAGGUCGCUGCGACCGUGCUGCGGCGGCGGCGGCUCGGGGCUCGCCCGCGGGAUCGGUGCGGGGCGCGGGCCCAGCUCUGCUGUGCGCACGCCAGCUGCCGCUCCUCUACGGCACGUUUUGGGGCAGGAGGAGGCUGCUGGGGCUGCGGUCGCAGGAAGCGACCCCCGAGGGGACUUCAGCCCCUCAGGACCUGGUCGCCGCCCUGCAGUCUGCCCCGGCGUUAGGGGAGGAGGUCACGUCCAGCCUGGGGCAGUGCACCAUUGAGCAAGGGGGUUGUUAAUCCGUUAGCUCCUUCCAGGCCCCUUCUAGGAAAAUGAGGGGUUUGCGGCGAUCGGUGCUGCGUUGAGGGGUUGUGUGCCCAGGACAGCCAUUUCAUGCCUGCGUUGCUCCCCAAUUGAGUGGGAGACGCUAGGCGAGGACAGAUCCUCGCCGCAUUUGGGGUGGAAAAUAAGGCUAGUGUUGCCCGUGACAAGUUAGCUAAGGAUGACCAUCCUUCCAGGCACUUUGAUGAUAAUUGCAUUUUGAUCCCAUUUGAAAAGGUGGAAGUUACAUGGACCCUUUAUCCACCCCAAAAUCACAUACCCCCAGUUUUUCUCUGUAAUAGUAGGUGGUUCUGGGGCUUCCUGUUUUAGUAACCUUGUUCUACACACUGUUGGAGGUUGACUUGUGUAACUUGGAGACAUAUUAGUAUAUAUUUCCAAAGCCAUCCUUUACAAGACAAAAAAAAAAAAAAAGCAGAAGCAGCCUUUAAGAAGGGGUCUUUUGGUGGUAAUAUUUUCUAUUUUAAAACUACCAAGCACUAGGUAACUCAGAUUGUGGUUACAAUUUUGAAUAAUUCAGAUAUGUGCUAGUUUAGAUAUUUGAGAUGCGGGUUUUAAAAAAGUAUAUCUAUCCAUCUCCAGAGUUAGGCUUAAAAUCAUUCUGUUUAGUCCUGCAACACAUUUAGAGAAUGAAGGCCCAAGUUUAGUAAAACAAACAAAAAUCAAAGUUAAAUAGGGAGUUAUUUUUCUCCAAAAUGUACAGGAUUUGUCCUAGGAGGAGGAGGUGGCAGCAGUUUAGAGGUUUCUGGUGCUUAUGGAGAGUUCACCAGGUCUGCCAACCAAGUAAUUUUGAUGAUUGAUAUUCAUACUUCAUUAUCCCUGGGGGAUGGACAGAGUGGUUUCAGUUUGUCUAUACAUGUUAAAAGCCAUCUGUAAUGUCUUUGUAACUUAACCUCUUGAAAUUUAUUUGUGAUAGUAAUUGUUUAGAGGUGUAUCACAGAAGCAUUGUGUCUAUUUUUCCAUGGUUUUCUGUGAAGCAGAAAACAUCUUAGUAUUUAGAAGUUAAUUAACUGAAGCCCUUUUAUAAUAUUGCAACUUCUGGAAGUUAGCUGUGGCACAGAAUAUAGUCUGAAAGAAGAUACUUUAUAAAUAUAAUCCAAGUUUAAAGAGUUUAGGCAGUAUUUCUGUACAAGGAUAUGUGUUUUAUCUGGGCUUUGGCAGUGAGAAAACAUUAAGAUUUUUUUUCAUGUAUGUGCUGAGAAUGAAUUGUAAUUAUUUUUCAGGAGUAGCUUCUUUAUUCUGUUCUUGGACAAAUAAAUAUGUAAAAUUAUUUAAAGUUAGCUUUUGGAAGUAUUCCUUAGGUGAAACUUUUUGUGUUUCUUUAGCAGACGAACAGAUGGUGAAGGUCAGGGUGACUUCUGAGUUCAAGUGGGGAUCUUUUUUCCUUUCUGAAAAUUUGAUGAAAUACACAUUUCAAAAUAGUCAAAUAUAUCUUUUGACUACUUUGAGCAAGUUUAAAUUUGUCUGAAAACAAAGAUAAUCUGUCUUCUGAUUGAAUUUAUCAGCAAUCUCUUUGGUCCUGAGGGCCAGUGUGAAGACUGUUUAUGGAUAAAACAUAAUUCCUGGUAUUAAAAUGAGUUUAUCUCAAUAUGUGGGCUGAUUCUAGGUGUCUUGAAGCUGGUUGGCUUGUUUUCUUCUAACUAGACUAAAGGGAGAACCAAAGGUAGUACAGAACCAAGUUUCUAAAAAAUUAAAGGAAGAUUCUUAAGAAACUGCAAGAGGCUGGCGCCUUGGCUCCAUAGGCUAAUCCUCCGCCUGUGGUGCCGUCACCCUGGGUUCUAGUCCCUGUCUGGGCGCCGGAUUCUAUCCCAGUUGCUCCUCUUCCAGUCUAGCUCUCUGCUGUGGCCCGGGAAGGCAGUGGAGGAUGGCCCAAGUCCUUGGGCCCUGCACCCGCAUGGGAGACCAGGAGAAGCACCUGGCUCCUGGCUUCGGAUCGGCGCGGUGUGCCGGCCGCAGCGCACCGGCCACAGCGGCCAUUGGGGAUUGAACCAAUGGCAAAAAGGAACACCUUUCUCUCUGUCCGCUCACUCACUGUCCUCUCUGCCUGUCAAAAAAAAAUAAUAAAAAAAAAAAAAGAAAAGAAACUGCAAUAAAAGAAGAAAGAGUAACAAGCAUGGUUUGGCAAAUACUGAACUAAAAUAACCUUUACUUUAGGAUUUAAUUUUGGCUUUACCAAUUGUUUUUCAACUUUCCAGGAUAACUGUUAUAAACCAAAAUGAAUAUUUCCAUGCAAAGAUCAAAUGAAAGUUCCCCACCCCCCUUUUUGCCAUUUACAGUUAUGGUUAGAUGGCUAUUUUUUUUUUUUUUUUCAUUUUAUUUGAGAGACAGACUUAACAUCUUACAGCUGCUGCCUCAUUCCCCAAGUCUUCAGUAGCCAGGGCUGCAUCAGGCAGAAGCCAGGAGCCUGGAAUUCAAUCCUGGUCUCCCGCAUGGGCGGCAGAAACCCAAAUACUUGAGCCAUCAUGUGCUGCCUCCCAGGAAGGACAUGCACUAGCAGGAAGCUGACUCAGAAGUGGAGCCUGGGUUUGAAUCAGGCACUCUGGUAUUUGAUGCGGCAUCCUUAGUGGUGACUUAAGUGCUGCACCUAACCCUUGCCACUAGGUGGCUGAUUUUAACCAGAACAAAUAAUUAUACAUUUGGUUGAGUAUGUUUGAGAUUACCUCGUUGUUCAAAAUGCGUGCUAGUUUAAAAGGAAAUAUUUCCCUUAGACAUUUGAGGUCUAGCAUGAUAUAGUGAUAUUUUGAGUACUUAUUAAUAUUGCAGUUGUUAAUAUUCUUGAUAAGUAAUAUUUUAAAAUAUUAAUACAAUAACCCUUAAAAACAUUUUGAGGUAGAAUAUUAUACCUUAAAAGUCUGCUAAAAAUAAAAUGUGGUAGGAAACUGUUUCUUGUUUGUUGCCUGGAGCUUCAAGUCUACAUUUUUGUAGCUAAUGCAUUGUCAAAAGGUGUUUGUUUAGUGAUGUCAUAAUGAUAGUGGUAAUAGCUGGUAUGAUUACAACAAAUAAUAAGGUUUUCUGCCAUGGUUCUGAAUUAGAUGGAUGUAAGAGUACUAUGGUAACAAUUAAAUAUAACUCUGUAGCUUAAACUCAGCUGGACAUGUUCUUUCAUAAGGAGGGAUGAAUCUCAAGAUUAGUGAUGACUUUUGUGAAAUGAACUAAAUUAAUAAUUGGAAUUUGAUCACAUCUUAUCUUGAAUGAAGCCCGUAAAUUAAUCUGAGGCCAGACAAUAAAUGUGGAGGAAGUCAAGCCAGUUGAAGAGACUGAGAAGCAGCAGCCAGGGAGGCCCCGAUUAUUCAUCAGCAUGGUUACCUGGUAAUGAAUCAUUGUGGCAGGCCACAGCUGUUCCAUCUAACCAUCGAAAUAACCAUAUCAGGAGACAUAGUAUAGCUUCUGACAGUGGAGACACCGGCAUUGGAACUUCCUGUUCUGACAGUGUGGAAGAUCAUUCAACUUCAAGUGGCACGUUAUCUUUUAAGCCUAGCCGAUCAUUGGUUACUCUCCCUACUGCCCAUGUGAUGCCAUCCAACUCCAGCCCUUCAAUUUCCAAACACAGGGAAUCAUUAACAACAGAUGGCUCAAAAUGGAGUACAAGCUUCUUGCAAACAUUGAGAGACCACAGUAGGGGGCAGCAGGACUCCUCUCUCGACAUGAAGGACUUUCGGCCUCUUCGGAAAUGGUCGUCUUUAUCUAAACUCACUGCCCCCUAUAAUUGCAAGGAGGGUGGCACUGCACCAGCAGAAGAGUCAAGGAAUGGUUUGGAAAAGACAGGGCGGGGCAAGGCCUUAACAUCACAAUUAAGGACAAUUGGGCCUAGCUGCUUACACGAUAGUAUGGAGAUGCUUAAGCUAGAAGACAAGGAAAUAAAUAAAAAACGGUCAUCAACUCUGGACUGCAAGUAUAAGUAUGAGAGCUGUAGCAAAGACGACUUCAGAGCCUCUUCUGCUCUAAGGAGACAGACUUUAGACAUGACAUACAGUGCCUUACCUGAAAGCAAGCCCAUUAUGAUGAGCUCAGAGGGCUUUGAACCCCCAAAAUACUUAGGACUUGGUCAACAGGCCGUAGGUGGAGUUCCUAUUCAGCCUUCUGUGAGGACUCAGAUGUGGCUUACAGAGCAGUUGCGGACAAACCCUUUGGAAAACAGAACUACAGAGGACUCUUACAGUUUAGCUCCUUGGCAACAGCAGCAAAUUGAAGAGUUUCAGCAGGGAAGUGAAACACCAAUGCAGGUUUUGACUGGAUCAUCUCAUCAGAGUUACUCACCUGCCUAUCAAGAUUUCAGUAAGUGGGAAUCAGUGCUGAAAAUAAAAGAAGGACUUCUAAGGCAAAAAGAAAUUGUAAUUGAUCGGCAGAAGCAACAAAUUACCCACCUACAUGAGAGGAUAAGGGAUAAUGAAUUACGGGCACAACAUGCCAUGUUAGGACAUUAUGUAAAUUGUGAUGAUUCUUAUGUGGCUACUUUGCAGCCACAAUAUGAGAAUGCUGCACUCCAGACUCCAUUUUCAGAGCAGUCAGUGUCCCAUUCCCAGCAAGAUGAACUUGAGCAAAAGCUUGCAUCUACUGAGAAAGAGAUUUUACAGCUCAAUGAGUUUCUCAAACAAAGAAUAAGCCAAUUUAAUGAAGAGAAGAAAAAACUGGAGGAAAAGCUUAAAACCAGAGACAGAUACAUCAGUAGCCUGAAAAAGAAGUGUCAGAAGGAAGCUGAACAAAACAAAGAAAAACAGAGAAGAAUUGAGACGUUGGAAAAAUAUCUGGCUGAUCUUCCAACUCUGGAUGAUGUUCAGAGUCAAAGUCUACAGCUGCAGAUUCUAGAAGAAAAAAAUAAGAAUUUGCAAGAGACUUUGAUCGAGACAGAAAAAAAGCUUGAAGAGAUCCAAAAACAAUGUCAGGAUAAAGAGGCACAGUUAAUAUGCCAGAAAAAGAAAGAAAAGGAGUUAGUAACUACUGUUCAGAGUUUACAGCAAAAAGUAGAAAGAUGCCUUGAAGAUGGAAUCCGCCUUCCCAUGCUAGAUGCAAAGCAGCUUCAGAGUGAAAAUGAUAAUCUCAGAGAACAAAAUGAGACUGCUAGUAAGAUAAUAGACAGCCAACAAGAUGAGAUUGACAGAAUGAUUGUAGAAAUUCAGUCAAUGCAAGGAAAACUUUCUAAAGAGAAAUUGACAACUCAAAAGAUGAUGGAAGAUCUGGAAAGGAAAGAAAGAAACCUCCAGAGAUUAACAAAAGCACUGCUUGAAAACCAAAGACAAACAGAAGAGAUGUGCCCUUUACUGGAUCAGGGCCAGGAAACAGACCAGUCUAGGCAGCAGACAGUGCUUUCCAAACGGCCACUGUUUGACUUGACUGUGAUUGAUCAGCUGUUCAAGGAAAUGUCAUAUUGUUUGUUUGACUUGAAAGCAUUGUGUAGUAUUCUUAAUCAGCGUGCUCAGGGCAAGGAGCCUAAUCUUUCAUUAUUACUGGGAAUCAGAUCAAUGAACUGUUCAGCUGAAGAGACUGAGAAUGACCACAGCCCAGAAACACUCACUAAAAAGCUGUCAGAUGUGUGCCAGUUACGGAGGGAUAUUGAUGAAUUAAGGACUACAAUAUCAGACCGCUAUGCUCAGGAUAUGGGAGACAACUGCGUUACCCAGUGAUCAAGUAUUGGUCCCACAGCAAUAAUGACCCAUUGUGAAUGCUGCUGUGUUUCAGUUCUUCACCUUUCUAUUUAGGAGUUACAGUGGAAUGUUGCAAGUGACAUACGACUUGCUUAUAGAUUUUUUUUUUCCUGUGGAUGGAUUUGUUUAAUUAAGGGGAAAGGAUGUAAGGUUUUGAGGGGGCUUGUCUACUUAGGCAAAAAUAUCAAAUUAUUAUUUGAAAAUUGUGAUAAAGUCUACAAGAAAAAAAAUCUGUAUUCUCAAAACUACUGAUUGGUAGGACCAAGCUGUGAAGAAUGUCCUUCAGAUAAAGGGGUAAGAUUUCUUUGAAUCCUAUAAUUUUGUGUGUUUGUAAGUGCAUGUAUGUGUGUGUGUGUGUGUGUGUGUGUGUACUUUAUUCACAAAAUUAUAAGGAUUUCAUCUAAGGUCAAAGCAAAACUCCUGAGAAAGGCACACAUUAUUUAUUUGUAUAUUUCUUUUGUGUAGAAGCUUGUAUUGUACUUUGGGAUUUUCAACAGUUGGCUGAACAAGAGUUCCAGUAGCAGUGGUACAGCAGGCAAAACUGUAUGUAGUUUGAACAAUCACUCUGCUGAGAUGAUGAGGUUGUGGAGUUGGGUUGAUGUUAGUACUGUAGAUAGGUCAGCUGUUUUUCCAGAGUGAUUGUGGUUUGCCUUAGAGGUAGGAAAUUUUGAUAUGACAAUCUUUUUCAUUAGCACUGUAAUUUAUUACAAGGAAGUUCAUGUGAACUAAUUUUAACAUAUCCAUUACUAUUUAUAAUUUUUAUUUACAUAUUAUAUCUGUCAAUAUAUAUAAAGCCAUAUAUAAUUAAAUGCAAGCCUCAUUAGGUGUGAUAUAAUUAACGUCAAAGAAAGAUUAACACAGUGACUCUGGAACAAUAGCUUAUUUAUCCAAAUCUCAACGUUUACAUUUGACAGUUUUCUGUAUGUUUUAAAAUUGAAACUAAGAGAAAGCCAACACAUAUUCUUUGUAACUAAAUUUACGCUAACAUAAACAACCUAAACUUAGGUGAUGUUAAUUUCCUGUUACUAGAUAAGGUAUGUUAAAAACAGGGUUCUUCACAGAAUAUGAAAUUGGCUAGGCUAGUUCUUCAUGUGGAGUACAGGGUAUUACUAUGAAAUGCAACUGAUCAUUAAAUAGACACACACUCUUUUGACACUUCCAAGUGACUAAUGUCCGUGUUUUAGUUGAUAUUUUGGAAAGGCCAUGUAUUUUUUGGCCUUCAGGACAUUUACAUUAUUUUGGGUGUGCUUAGUUAUGCCAGAAUAUUUUCGUCUAUAAGUUGGUUUGCUUUCUUCAUGUAACUGAGUCUUAUUUAGUUCAAGACUAAAUAAGAUAUGGAGAGAUAAAGGAUAUGAAUCAAACACAGUGAUACUGUUGUGGUCAAGAGCAAGUUACAUGCGUCUUUUUGCCAGGCUUUUGUAUUGAUAUAAAGGCUGUUCCUAGAAAAUAUUUUUCUUAAAUAUUUUCAACAGUUAAAAUAAAUGUGGGACAAAGCCUUCAAAGAGACUGCCUAGAAAAACAGUUCAAACUUUUGGCUUAUAUACAGCUCUCAGUAAGUUAUUUCAUAGUCACAUGUGAGCAGUCAGUUGUAAUGCAUUUGUGGAGACAUCAGGUUUCCCUUCUGUGCACUACCUGAGUCCUCCCUGCUCUUCUUACUUCUUAGGUUCUGGGCACUAAGAUUAAGUCAGUGCUUUGUAGGGAUUCUGCACCCCAAGUCCCUAGGGAUGUAGUCACUGGUAAGAACUCUACUUUCUAAUGUGUUCAUUGAUUUUUAAUGUUAGUGAUUUGAAAAUAAUCAAGGAAUAAUGAAUUUGUAUCAAAAAUCUGAUGCAAAGAAUUAUGCCUUGCAAAAUUAAUUCCUGUGAAAAUAGCCUUUACAGUAUAGUAGUUAAUAACAUCUACAGAUCAGCCAAAAGGGCACCAUUUUUAUAUUGUCUUUUAAUAGAAUCCCUGCCCCCUUACCAUGAAUUUGCAAUGAAAGCACACUAAAAUAAUAGAACUGAUGAGCCAACAAUCACUCAUUUGAAUCCAUAGAUCCUUUAAUUAAUUCUCUCCAGUGUUGUUAUAAGCAAAUCUACAGUCAUUUGUUUUAAUCUGUUGUGGAAACAUUUUUGUUUUUUGGUAUAGUUGGGGAAAAUAGUUUUAUUUGUAUUAAGUAAGUUAUUUUCUAAAACUUAGAAUACUAAAAAAAUUUCAUGUAGUGAAGACUAAAUACUUUUGAUGCAUUUCAGUGUCCAACAUGUGUAUUCUCAUUUAAAAAUGAGUAGAGGUGUGAUAGUCUAACUUCUAAUUACAAAAUUUAAUCUUUUAGAAUUUGGAUUUUUGUAAAGUGGCCUUGCUAACAAAUAGCCUCAGGGGGAAUUUGGGGGAAUGAAACUAGUAGUGUUCUACCUUGACAGUAUUCAAAUUUUAACUUUUAUUUUUCUGAAAAGUACUUUUUCCCAAGACACUCUCUUGUGUGAUGAAGAUAGUGCAUUGAAAACAGAUUUUAUUGUUAGGUCAAGAUGGACAAAUAGCAGCACUGUAGUGUCUCACCCCAGUUUGAACUAGGAUGUUCGUGGAAGUUAGUACAGUGACAUAUGCCUGAAAUGAAGAUUAACCUAAAUGUUAAGGUAAAUCUAUUUGAAAGUUUCUGUAGAUAAUGAACCUUCUUUUUAAUUAUGCUUCUGUGAAUUAAAUGUCUUCUUAGGAGAUAUCUCAUAUAAUAUUAACAUUAAUCAUUAGUCUUUUGCACUUUGAAGUUGAUCUUACUCUGCGUCAGUCACUUUUCAGCAGAGAUAAAAUAACAGUUGUCUCAAUGAAAGACCCAAAUUACCUGUGCAGAUAAAAAUUAACUUUAUUUGAUGUCAGAAAAAAUAGGGUGACUUGAGUUAAACUGUUAGUAAAUUUUCAGUUGCAUCCAAUUAAAAAAAAACAAAAACAAAAACAUAAAUAUGGGCUAGGUAAGAUACACCUGAAUUUAUUUUAAAAUAUGUGUGGGCCCUCUUUCUAUGUGAAAUAGAAUUCAAUAUUUCUUGUUAGCAGUAUUAUAUUUGACUGAAGUAUAUUUUGUUUGUGACAAUUUAUUAAACUGAACUAGACUUAUUUCAGUAAUUUGGUAGAGAUCUCAAGGGCUGUAAAGAGUUGUUAAAAAUGAAUGUUGUACAUUUCUGACUCACUAAUAAGUUUAUAAAUCUAUCAUUGUGCAGCACUUAAUAACAGUCUCCUAGAGAAUAUUUUUAGAGGACUACUUUAUUAAUGAAAUAGACUUUAAAUACCAGUAUUAGUUCAUUGAAUGACAAAAUAGCUGCAAACCUGGACAUAUUUUUACAUGGCAUGGUUCAGAUCAAGCACACUUUUAGUUUGGAUUAUUGGUAUUCUCUUAUGUAGAUUUCUAUCACUGUAGAUAUGUAAUUACAAUAGUAAACAGUUCUCAUAACCAUGCUCAUUCAGACUCCAUGAAACUGCCAUUAGCUGAGGCUCUCAGAUCCAAAAUUAAUUUGUUUCCAUUGUUGGCAGUUCUUUUCAGUAUUCACAAAGCAAAAGAAAUUUCCCAUUUGGUAUGAAGAUGUAAAUUUCCAUCCUUACCCCAGAAUGCCAUGAGUGGUAUAUUGCUGUGUGAUUAUAUCAUACAUUUAAUCAUGAAGGGGGAAGAUUUUGGAUUUUUCUUGCUUAUAAGAAAUAUUGAAUAUAAUAAGAAUAUUGUUUCAAAUCAUUAAGUUAGUAACAACACUUUUGGACCUGCAUACAGCAAGAACCUUUUGUGCCUUUUUGCCUGCAGUAAGCAUUCAUUUCUGUUUUACAUGGCUAUUAGAAUGUUGAUGAUUAUUGCAUCUUGUUCUUCUGCAAAUAGACUUAAUUAAGGACUUUUUUUUUUUGAAGCAAGGAGCAGUUUUUCAUUACUAAAUGGGCACCCUAGUAAACAUCAGAGGAGUUAUCAGCUGUGUCUUUGGAGCCCACCCUUCCCUGUAUAGUGAGUGAAAAACUUCUUUAGAAUGUAUUCAUUUGUGUGUUUGUGUAUGUACAUUUAUGAGUAGUUAUUUAAGUAUAGAGACAAAAUUCAGCAUCACAUUGGUGUGAUGACAAGAAGUAGUAAGGUGCUAGGUGAUUAUAUUAAAAGCACAGCAGAGUGUUUAAUCAGUCCCUGUGACUGGUGGUAUUGUAAACUAGGUUCAGUUAUUGAACCACUCAGAAUACCUCGUGUAAAUACAGUGUUCAUGACUUAACUGAAAUACAGUUAUUGUAAAAAAGAAUGUGAAGCCACUGGUUGGCUCAUGCCUUUGGAUCUAUCAUUCUUGCCUCUUUUUUUUAUAAAGGGGUUGUUUUUGUUCUUGGUUUUUAAUAGCGUUUACAGCUAGAAUUUUGAAUGCCAAAGUUCUAUUUAUUAAAUUAAGAAAAAAGUUUUCACUGUUAACGGCUAGUAUUUUUCCACUGGACUAUUGUUUGUUGAUGUUGGAAUUUGUAUUUACAGAGAAAUAAAUUUUUUAAUUAAAAGA
This is a messenger RNA of Oryctolagus cuniculus (rabbit), 10748 nucleotides long. The record is from RefSeq and is a predicted model, not a curated record. NCBI's taxonomy places the organism in Eukaryota, Metazoa, Chordata, Mammalia, Lagomorpha, Leporidae.